GCAGCUCCUCGGAGUGGCUUCAGUGAAGCAGCGCUGCAGGAGGUGGCAGCAGGUUUUAGCUUUAGUCUAGUCGGUAGGAAGCCUGAGCUGUCAGGUCGGUUCGAGCCCGCACAGAGAGCCAUAAAGGAUCCGAGACAUGGAGGAGACGGGCGGUGUUAGUGCAUACGGGGCUGCGCUCGCAGGAGGAGGCUUCAACUUUUUCAACUUCGUCCGACAACCGCAGACCAUCGUGAGGCUGCUCAGCUGGGUAUUUGCUGUUGUGGUGUUUGCAUGUAUUACAACAGAGGGAUACAUCAACCCUAUCCACAGUGCUGAAGCUAGAUGCAUCUUCAACCAGAAUGACUCUGCGUGUCAAUACGCUGUGGGCAUCGGGGUGAUUGCCUUCUUGGCAUGUGUGUCCUUCCUGGUGUUGGAUGUUUACUUGCCUUUCAUGAGCAACGCGCAGGAAAGAAAGUAUGCUGUCAUGGCUGACCUGGGAUUCUCAGGGGCCUGGACCUUCCUGUGGUUCGUGUGUUUCUGCCUGUUGGCAAGUCAGUGGAGUCGCACUCAUGAUGUCCAUGGUAUCCCUGAAGACGCUGCACGAGCCUCCAUCGCCUUCUCAUUCUUCUCUAUCGCCACCUGGGGAAUCCUCACCUACUUUGCCUUUGGUCGUUUCCGCCAUGGUGUAAAUGACGCCCACGUCCCAACCUACACGGAGCCGCCACCGGAUCACCACAGCCCCUACCCUCCGACCUACGCCCCCAUGUCCUACAACCCCACCACCUACACCCCCACCACCUACACAGCCUAUCCCAGCGUCAUUCCCGACCUGAGCCAGCAGCCCGCCUUCACACCGAACAUCCAGCCGCAGGUUGACUCUGGCUACCAGCCGCCAAAGUACUGAGACAAAGGGAGGCCACGUGGAUGGGGUGGUGUUCCGGGUCAUCUUUCCGUACUCUGACUGCAGCUGCACUGCCCUGACAUGCAGCUAUAUCAUAUUGAUGUGGUUUUACAUUUGAUUUAACACACUUUUCCAGCAUUUGAGAAACCAGAGCAGUGCGGCUUCAGGUUAGAGAUGAGGGACACCACUGUUUACGUCAACGGGUCUGAGAUCAGAUCUUGAAACAUCAGGUUGACUGUUGAGAUUAGAGCUGGUGGUUGAGCAAUCUGACUUUAGACGUGCGUGCAAAGACGCAACUUUUACCUCAAUAGGGCUGAUCCUGCAGGGGGAGGGGUAGAAUGUAUUGCACAAUGUGACUUUGUGAAGAAUACGACAACACCAAUCAGAGAACACACAACGCGUUUCUCUUGGCUCUGGUGGAACCUAAGGAUAUACAUUUGUACAUAUAUUUCACUAUGCAAAAGUGCCAUUUCAACAGUGUCUGAUCUUUUCUUAUUUGGUUGAGUGGAUUCUUCCUUUUCAGUUUGUUAAUCCUGAGGACGCAUUAACUGUUUAGGAUGUGUUAAAUUAAUUUAGCAAAUGGGAAAUGACUGUAGUGGGAAAAUGUAAAGCCAAAUGUCCCUCUGAACGAGUCAUAGUUUGCGAAGCGUAGAAUUUGUUCACUGUACAACCAGAAAAUCCCCUUUGGAAGGAUUUUGUGUGAAAAAAUCUUUGAGCUACUUGUGUCUGUCAUCUUAAUUAUCUACAGCCAUAAAAAAAAUGCAUUUUCUUAAGUCUCACCAUGUCAAUGUAAUGUUGUGCUUGUAAAAAAGCAGGUUACAUGUGCCUAACUGAAGAGGUGUUCAUUGUACAUUCACCGUCACCUUUACCCUUUAAACUCGCAGAUAGCUGCAGUUAUUAAACAGGCUUGUCCGCUGAGCGUGUCCUCGCACGCACAAGUAACUUAUUAACUGCCGGCAACAAUGCUGCUUCUUCAGUGAGCUGAGCAAAGCAGCCUCUCACUUCCUCUGAGGACGUUAAGCUUUCUCAACACUGAUGUUUAUCUCAGGCUUCUCAGUCUAAACUGUCGAAGGCAGAAUACAGCACACGUGUCGGUACAGAUCGCACGUUAACGCCUUGGUCUGUAAUUGUGAGAAUCCAACAGCUGUCCUCAGAAAGAUGGCUGGUUUACAUUGUUGCUUUGUGCCCGACAGUAACAUGUUUGUCAGUUUAACACCUCAUCUGAACCCAGUUCUGGCUACAGUCGGUCAGAUGACAGUGAAAAGUUGGCCUGACAUUAGUUUUGGCUCAUUGUUCCAAGGUUGCUGCAGGGGUGUAAGCUGAGUUUGUGGUUAUAUUUGUCGGACAUAGUGUUGUGUUAGCAAGCAGAGUCGUUGAUAAUGUUUGUUCUUAAAAAUGUGCCUAAAUUAAUGAAGCCAAAUACAUUAAAAACAC
Messenger RNA from Stegastes partitus (bicolor damselfish), 2314 nucleotides. It is a transcript of the gene syngr2b, whose product is annotated as synaptogyrin 2b. The transcript has 4 exons. The record is from RefSeq and is a predicted model, not a curated record. Bases 137 to 883 code for a protein of 248 amino acids. Gene Ontology annotation, cellular component: neuromuscular junction; synaptic vesicle membrane. Lineage: Eukaryota; Metazoa; Chordata; Actinopteri; Pomacentridae.